AUGCUCAGCAUCAACUCCAUGUGGAGACAAAUGCAGCUGCGCUGGAGCGGCCACCUGGUGCGCAUAUACGACGAGCGAAUACCCAAACGUCUCUUCUACGGAGACGUCGCGACGGGUUCUCGUCGUCAAGGAGGCCCAAUUCGUCGACACAAGGAUACCCUGAAGACCUCCCUCACGCUACUGCGAAUCAACCCCACCAACUGGGAGGAGCUCGCACUCGAUCGACCGACCUGGAGGAGGACAGUAAAAACGGGCGCUGCUAUCCACGAAGCCAACCGUAUCGCCGCCGCCAAAGCGAAACGCGAAACCCGCAAACCCCAACUGCGCCCAGUCAGCAACGCCGCCGCACAACCGCUUCCAACGUGUGCUCGAUGUCAGCGGACAUUCCGGGCUCGAAUCGGACUUGUUGGACAUCGUCGGAUCAUCUGUAACUCUCGAACUGCACCAAACUUCUUCCCCCCGUCCGCCUCAUCCACGUCCUCUCUGCCGCCAACUAACACUGACAAUUUUUCUGCACCACCACUUUCAUUCUCCUCCUCGUCCUCCUGCUCCUCCACCGCCUUUUCCUCCCCCUCCUCCUCCUCCUCCUCCUCCUCCUACUCCUCCGCCACCACUGCCCCAACUGCGGCCGCUCAGGCAGGCGUCUCGCACAUCACCAACCGCGUCACAACAACCGGCACCACCCCCGCCUCUCCCGACUCAAGCAAUGAGAAUCAGGACUACACCUGCCCUCACUGCGAUCGCACCUUCACCUCACACAUCGGCCUGGUCGGUCACUUGCGAAUCCAUCGCACAGAGACUGGCGAACCAGUGCCUGAAGCACCAACCUACACUCACCGCACUCACCUCCACUGCCCACACUGCCCUCGCACCUUCACUCGUCGCAUGGGUCUAUUCGGCCACAUGCGCAUCCACGAGAGCAGAAUUGACCACAAUUCCGAUACAGCCACGACAUCCAACACAUCCACCGUGCACACCCCCACCCUCGCUCCAUCCGUCUGCGCCACCACCACCACCACCGCCUCCUCUUUAGCUGACACUGACACCGCCGACUUCUCAUGCCCACACUGUCCACGCACAUUCACCUCACGCAUCGGCCUGGUCGGUCACUUGCGAAUCCAUCGCACAGAGACUGGCGAACCAGUGCCUGAAACACCCACCUAUACCCCCAAGCUCGUCUCAACUGCCCACACUGUCCCCGCACUUUCAGGCAUCGCAUGGGCCUAUUCAGCCACAUGCGAAUCCACGACGACCUGCGGUAGACAACCGCCAGUCACACCACACAUUCACUCACUCCCCACCUCACACCACCAUCACCCCCUAGACAUCAACACUCACACACCUCAUGCACCCAACUGCCACCUCCCACGCAAGUAG
This is a messenger RNA of Spirometra erinaceieuropaei, 1377 nucleotides long. The record is from the annotation of a GenBank genome assembly. NCBI's taxonomy places the organism in Eukaryota, Metazoa, Platyhelminthes, Cestoda, Diphyllobothriidea, Diphyllobothriidae.